This is a messenger RNA of Spirodela intermedia, 3685 nucleotides long. NCBI's taxonomy places the organism in Eukaryota, Viridiplantae, Streptophyta, Magnoliopsida, Alismatales, Araceae. The record is from the annotation of a GenBank genome assembly.
AUGGAGGAGAAGACGAGGAGGAUGCCUUCGCUCGCCAUCUGGGUCUUCGCUGUUCUGGCGAUCCUCGGCCCGGCCACCUCCGUCGACGACAAGUGCUCUGCUUGCGAGGCCGUUGCGGUAUCGCCGUGUUCGUUUUCUGUUUCCUUCUGCAUUUCUCCUUUCCUCUCCAUUUUUUUUCUUCUUCUUUUUGUUCUAAGGCUUUUACGUAAGGGAUUCCCGUUUCUUUUCCUCAGAAGUCGAUGGGCCGGUGGGUUUUGUUCAUGCUCACAUCGUCUCACUCUUCAUGCUCACAUUCUUUCUUUUUCUCCUAUUUUUGGUUAUAAUUUCCCAUUUUUCAUCCGACAAUAAAGUCAACUCAGUUUUUCAUAUCGUUGCUGUAUAAAUUAAAAUGUCUCAUCAUGGCCUUUCUUUUUGGAAAACAUUGAGGACGUGAUGAAUUCAUAAAUGACUGCGUAUCAUAGCAUUUCUGGUUGCUUUUUUUUUUUUUCUUGGGAAAGUAUCAGAGAUCUCACCAACAUGCUGAAUGUUUCUUGCAGGCUGAGAUAGAACGUGGGCUGGCCAGUGUAAGACUUCUGCCUGCCAUUACCUUUAUUUCCUACCUCUCUUCCGCCUCUUGCUUGUUCUCGAAUGAUUUGUACACGAUUAUUUGCCAUCCGCAAAUAUCCUCCAAGGCGUUGACUUCCUGGGACCUGUGUUACUGUGUUCAUAUUCUAUCUACUUAUGGGUAUGCACCCAUUCAUGUGGAACGUUGUGUCACAGAUUUUUCUUGGUAUACUUAUUCAGGGCCCGGAUUUUUGCCGCAUUUCUCCCCCCCUAUAAUUAUCUUGUCUAGCCUUUAAAGACGAACUUACAUGUAUGAAAUAUGUUGGUUAUUAUUUCCGCUCAGAACUCUUAGAACAGGUAUCUAAAUGUUUCAAUUUCUGUAUUACAGAGAUCGGUGAUGAAAUCCAUUGUUUUUGAUUUGCAGUUGAUGCGAUCAUUUGGUUUUCGCUACGAUUCUACAUAAAUGAUUUAUUUUGCCUCACAAACACCAGUGAUGAGUAAUAUAUUUUGGAAAAAGAAAAAUCUUUUCUUUUUCCCAUCUCUUUUUUUUUUUUGAUAUGCUGAAGAAUAGUCUCUUGCAUGAUCUCCAGGAGAGACCACGUAACCAUUUGGAUAUGCGACACCGAUUAGAUUCGAGAGGUCAGAGGGAAGGGAAAGUUAUCGACUACAAGUGAGUGAAUCCAUCUGGCUUUCUAUCCGGAACCCAUUGAGUUUAUCAAAUAACAAGCAAAAUCCCCCAACGUUCUUUUUCUGUUUGCUUUUGUUUCAUUUCACUGAAUACCCGUUCUCAGUGUUUGAUCAUCUCCUCUGACUAGGAUAAGUGAGCUGAGGGUUGUUGACCUCUUAGACGGUCUCUGUGAGAAAAUGCAAGACUACACUCUGAAAAAAGUAAGAUUUCUUGUUAUGAAAAAUUCCAUCGAAUAACUCCCUCAUUAUUUAUCGUAUUUUUAAAAUGGGAUGAUAAUUUCUGCAAGAAUAAUUGCGUUUAGUUUCAUGAGAAUGGCACGGCGGAAUAUUUUGACAUGAUUUUUUUUUGUAGAGUUGUGUCUUGUUUCAUUUCUGAAUUCACCUUCUUGGUUCUGUUCAACUGAUGUGCUCUUGUGGGCACAGUGGUUAGUAGCCUGUUCUUGCUGCCUGAUGCAUGAUAUCUUCUUGUAGUCUGAUUCUGUCAAACAAGAAUGGAUCAGGGUCAAAGAUUGGGACGCUUUUGGAGCUGGUAUGACCACUUAGCUCUGUUUUUUUGUUUUUUAUUCUUUUUGUGGAUACACAGUAAUUUUUUUUCUCUAGAUGAUAAAAAAAAUAUAUAUUUUUAGGUGAUUUACUACUUUUAGUGAAGGAACAAGAACCCACAGUGCCCAUGACUGAUGCUUACUUAUUUUUAUUCUCGCCAUAAUGCCCUGAGCACUGCUGAAAAAUAUGAGUAAUCACCACCAACCUUAAAAGUCUCAGUUGGGAGGCCUGGAGUGGGAGGGUUUUGGUGAUUAUUACGGUUAUACUAGGGUCUUUUUUGAAACUUUUCGACCUUCUUCUUAAUCACAAAGUACUAUGAAUAGACUUCCGCAAUGUAUGGGGAUACUCCAUCCGGACUGAGCCAGGGAGUUGAAAAUAUCUCAUUUUCCAUCUUUCCUGUUUCUUCCGGGUAUAGAAUGUCAUCCUGAGACAUCCAGACAUGGUAGCUCAAUCAACGUGUUCCUCUCUUUUUAUUUAUUUAUUUAAGCAUUAUGUGCAAUUUAUUAAGGCUGUUUCAAGGACUCUGAACCUGAGUGUGCUGCAUUGUAGACAAGCCGGAAGCACGAGCGCAUUCAAAGAUUAUUUCUUCUUACUGCGGGAGGUGGGUUCCCUGAAAACUUUAUGCUUCUUCUGCAUGAAACUGUGCUGUAUUCUGCUAAUUUUUCUUAGCCCAAUGUUCUUGAUAAUUUCAUGAGAACCCCGUUUCGGAGGUGACCAUAUAUUUUGGCUUAUAACUUGAUAAUUCAUGAAGCUGGCUUAUCUUUGAAUUGAUUGCUUCAUUCGUGAUUAAUUCCGUUGUUAAUUCCCAGAUUAUAGUUGAUACAUCAGGUUUAUCUCGUAUUUUCUGUUGGGGUCUAUGAGAGCAUCUUUCUCCAUAAACUUAUAUGCCAUGUUAUAUGUCUGUAUAAUAUAAAUCGACAGGAAAUUAUUUCCAAAAUCAAUAACCUCUUCAGAUUAAUCAAAGCCUAUAGCAGUCCAUAUUUGUUUUUUUCCAUUUCUCCUUUUUUUUUUUCUUCAGAUAAUGCAAGCUUUCUCCAUGCAUUACCUUGAACUAGCACAUUCUGGUCACUGCUCUGAGAGUUUUCAUCUUUGCAAGAUCAUCUUUGUUCAAAAAAUAAAAUAAAUAAAUAAACCUGAUGACAAGGUUCAUCCCCCAGGAGACGCCUAUCCCCCUGCUUGCUUGUGGCCUCAAGAUCUUAACUGAUUCUCUUAAAAUCUGAAAUUUCUUGUGAAUCCUGGCUUACUUACUAGCCUUGUUCGUUUGGAAAUGCCCAGGUUGAUCGACGAAACCGAAGAUGAAGUAAGUGCACUUGUUCCCUCCGCUAACUCUACAAAUAUGGUAACAUUUCAAGAAUGCGAGCUUGAGUUUUGGCAGAGUAAGGAUUCACAACUAGGACGGAGUUACUGAUUAGUAGUAAAAAGAGGGGAAAAAAAAUGGUUUCUGGACGUUAAAUGAAGAAGAUCCGGCUUGCCCACCUUCAAUCUAUAUGAGAAGAGGCCAUGAAGCCUUCAACGGUGUGACCUUGGAGGAGGAGCGUCGUUGUUCUGACAGAAGCUUCGGUCGCCCUUUUCAGCUGGCAGAGAAGAUAAAGAAGGGCUCCGUCAGGGCGGGAGAAGUGAGCAGGGUUUUAUGUCAAGAGCUGAGCAAGCACUGCGGCCCCGCAAGGUAACCGAAAUCUAAGAAACCCAUUCAAGUGAGGCCACUACGAUUAUGGAAAGACCCACCGAUAGAGUAAAAAAUUUCCUCUGAUUACCGAAUGCACCACCUAAAUAUCUGCAGAGAUCCACGAAUAUAUGCACAUAAUAUCACUUUGGGUAGUCAUGGGGUUACUGAUGAGACGUGCACCUUCCCUUCUCUUGAUGCAGAGACCACUCUCCAAACUUGGAAGAUGAGGGAGAUAGAGACCUGUGA